Molecule: messenger RNA, 8451 nt
Organism: Ooceraea biroi (clonal raider ant)
Lineage: Eukaryota; Metazoa; Arthropoda; Insecta; Hymenoptera; Formicidae
Gene: Lap1
Product: leucine rich repeat containing protein 7 lap1
Biological process (GO): cell-cell adhesion; neurotransmitter receptor transport, endosome to postsynaptic membrane; embryo development
Cellular component (GO): postsynaptic density; postsynaptic membrane; adherens junction
Molecular function (GO): protein kinase binding
Source: RefSeq, a predicted model, not a curated record
UUCGCGCGCUCUCUCCUUGUCCCACGGCGAAAGCGGACGUAAUAUCGAUGUCAAGGUCGGCAAUGCCGAUCCACGACGGGUGCGUCGCGACGAUCCUCGGCCGCUGCGCGCGAGGGCGCCGGACCGGCGCGUCGACGACGCGGUGAUACGGCGAUCGGCGGUGAUCGCGCGGCUCCUCGCCCUCACGAAUGAUCGUCGCCGUCGUCGGCGGCAGCGACGUUCACGCGAGACACGCAGACGCCCGUCUCGGCGGAUCACGGCAUCGACGCGCGUCGAUGCCAUUGCCGGAUCGUUCCUGAGAGUCCCGCAGCUGUACACACAUGAAAUGGGUAGCGCUUGGUGGCAGUGCACCGCGUGUCUGAGAACCCAGGAAGAAGACAUCUGUGAGCUGCAGCUAAAUCACUGUAAUCUCUACGAUGUACCACCUGAUGUGUUCAUUUACGAAAGAACGUUGGAAAAGUUGUAUCUCGAUGCCAAUAGGAUAAAGGAUCUUCCCAGGCCACUGUUCCAGUGCCACGAGUUGAGAGUGCUCUCGCUUAGCGAUAAUGAAGUUACUACACUACCACCCGCCAUAGCGUCGUUAAUCAACCUGGAACAUUUAGACCUCAGCAAAAAUAGUAUAAAAGAGUUACCAGACAGCAUAAAGGAAUGUAAGAGUCUUCGCUCCAUAGAUAUCAGCGUGAAUCCCUUCGAGCGUUUCCCGGACGCCAUAACGCAUAUCGUCGGCUUGCGCGAGCUCUACAUAAACGAUGCAUACAUUGAGUACCUGCCGGCUAACUUUGGACGACUGUCAGCCUUGAGGACGCUCGAGCUGCGGGAGAACAACAUGAUGACGUUGCCUAAGAGCAUGAGCCGUUUGGUGAACCUGCAGAGGCUCGAUAUCGGCAACAAUGACUUCACAGAGUUGCCUGAAGUCGUCGGGGAUCUCAUCAACCUGACGGAACUGUGGAUCGACGGCAACGACAUCAGGCGCGUCCCGACGAACGUCGAGCAGCUCUACCGCCUGAACCACUUCGACUGCACGAUGAACGCGAUACACGCGCUCCCGACGGAGGUGCGUGGCUGGCGCGACAUCGCGAUCAUGAAUCUGUCGUCGAACGAGAUGUACGAGCUGCCGGAUACGCUCUGCUACCUGCGCACGAUCGUCACCCUCAAGAUCGACGACAAUCAACUGAACGCACUGCCCAACGACAUCGGCCAGAUGUCAAGCUUAGAGGAGCUUAUAGUAACUAAGAACUUUCUCGAGUAUCUGCCGUCUUCGAUAGGCUUGUUGCGCAAGCUGCACUGUCUCAACGCGGACAAUAAUUAUCUGCGUGCGCUGCCGGCCGAGAUCGGCAGCUGCACGGCAUUGUCCCUGCUCUCCCUGCGAUCGAACAAUCUAGCGCGCGUGCCACCCGAGCUCGGCCACCUGUCCUCGUUGCGAGUGCUCAAUCUCGUCAACAACGGCAUCAAGUUUCUACCAGUCUCCAUGCUGAAUUUGAAUAACCUGAAGGCGCUGUGGCUGAGCGACAAUCAGAGCCAACCGUUGGUACCGCUGCAGCAGGAGUUCAAUUGCGAGGAAGACAUGAUGGUGCUGAGCUGCUUCAUGCUGCCUCAGAAACCACGGCAGGAUCUAGAGCAAAUGGCGCAGACCGCAGGACCGAUCUCCAGUUCGAUCAUCGGAACCGGCAAAAGGAUAUGUUUCGCUGCUGAGGUAGAUUCUGAGGUCCCCAGGCAACUUCAUCGAGCACCGACCCCUUACCCCAAGGAGCUACGCAACCUCGCUAGGCACGCUCGUAAUCUCCAUCAUCAGUCCAUUCACGAUCAAAGAAGUGCGCCCUUGUCUACAACCUCUGUCGAUCGUAACACGGCAAAGAACUACAAGAGUAACAACAGACUGGCGGCCGAAUCCGGAGCGGCGGAGCACUCGGUGUCGGAGGAGUCGUCCGACGAGGCCAACAAGACCGUGCUGGCGAAGGAGAAGAGCCCAGACAUCCGGGAGGCCAAGUACAUCCGCAAUCCCACGUCCGAGUACGUUGCGAAGGUGCCGACGGUGGCCGACUACGUGAACUCCACGUGGAAGCCGGAUGAAUAUUCCAAGGCCAACACAGCGAAGAUAGUGGAGUCGGAGAAGUUCAUCGAGCCGUAUGUCCGCAGGAUGUCCGUGGACGCGACCGACGGCAAGUGCGGCGACCAGAUGCGGGUAAGCGUCGCCGCGAAAUCGAGCGACGUUCCGCCAGUCCCGCCUCCGUAUCACAUCGCGGCGGCGUUCUCCAAAAAGGCCGCCCUUUUCCAACAGUUCAACAAUCCGAGCGAAACGGACACCCAUUUAGCUUCACCCUCGUUACCCUUCAACCCGCCCCUAAAUUCGCCCGGGAUGUUUCCGGACGCGCCGAAGCAGAAGAACUUCGACACGAAUGUGGAAUUGGUGAAAGCCGAGGAAUACACGUCUGUGCCAGGCGAUCGGGCCAACUUUGCGAACUCAAACAUAUCGAACACGUCGGCGACAACGGACAACGGGCAACGGACGGACACCUACGACCAGAUCAACGCGGAGCAAGCGUGCACGCCGGUCCCAGCGGACUCGAGCGUCGACCUCGAGCAGAACGAUCGGACGUUCAAGCCGAGCAAGAUUCCUGUUCUCAAGGCGAAGCACGCGGAAAGCUCGAGCAGCGACACAAGCUCGAUCAAAACGUGCACCAGUCCGUCGGUGGAAGAAUUCGACGCGAACAGAACAUUGAACGCGUAUUCCGCGAUACCCCCGUCGCCGAUCACGGGUAAGAAGUACCGGAGCCCGUUGUCGGCACCGGUGAAGCCGCUUGAUCGGUCGAGGAAGCUGACGAACGGGACCGCGUCAAACAACAACAACUCGUGCGACAACGCCAACAACCUGGUAGACGCGUCGAACGUCGAUCGGACGUCGAACACCUCCGCUGCGAACAGAAGCAUCAUCGACGAAUCGAGCGGCGCGUCUUCCGCUGCCGCUGUCGCUAAAAGUGAUGAAACGAACUCGGGUCGAGACACACCGAGUUUCAGUGCGAGCAAUAAAUCUCAGGGCGACACCAGCAACGAGAUCAAGGAGCACGUGAGACCUGCGCCAAAGGAAACGCUGAAUUCGGAGAGGAAGCCGAAGUUCAAAUGGAUGUUCGGCCCUCACAAAAACGCGAACGUGCUGCCUGUUCAAGUAAAGAAGAAUCCGGGUCUCGGGUUUAGCAUAGCUGGCGGGGUAGCGGGCGCGGAGACUGGAAUAAUCGUGACGAAAGUGAAUCCCGACGGGCCAGCUCAGGGUACUCUUCGGCCGGGAGACAAGAUCCUAGAGGUAGACGGCAUUGACUUCACCAAGUCUGAUCACAAUAACGCCGUCGCCGUUCUGCGUGCCACCGGUGCUGUUGUGUCUAUGAUGAUAAGUCGCCACCAAUGAAUUGUAAGUUAUUCGGAGAGCGCAAGAAAACUUUUUCUAUUUCUUUUAGAUGAUAUACGAUCGCUUUACACAUAUACUCUUCAGACUGAAUACAUUUUAUAUAUAUAUAGCUCUAACAUAUAUAUAUAUUUAAAUAUAUUCUUUAAUCAAAUCCGCAAGUCGUCACGCGAACGCGUCACGCUCGUGAAAAUGAAAGGAACACGUGAACGUCUCAUGUCGAGAUCCUCGCGAAUAUCGCCGAGAUCGCCGUUGGUACUGUUAACAGUUAAGGAAUUUAAAGAGAAUGUCACGCGGUGACACAGAAUUGAACCUCCUUAAAGAGUAUCAACAUUUAAACGUCAUUGUUAAUCUCUCAAAUGGAAUCGAAACAUUUUAUUUCGCACGAUAUCGUAUCGCACAAUCUUGAACAAGCUACAACAAUCGUUGUGAAUCGAUCGAUCAAGAUAUUACCUCGACAAUCAGCGUUACUUUUUAAAGUUCUCCAACUUCGAGAGAUUUCACGAUGAGCGCCGAUCGUUCCGGCGACGUUCGCGCGGAUCAGUUACGCGAGAUCUCUUCUAUACAUACAUGCAUACAUAUAUAUUUGUGUCGAAUAUAAGAUUGUAAGCAGGCUAGGCUAUCGCUAUCGACCGUUUCCGCGACUAACGCGGAACACAGAAAAAGGGUGAUCAUCCCCGUGAGAAUAAUACCCAUAGAAGAACAUCGUAUUUUUCAACGCUCUGUCUAAUACGCGGGCGGAGGAAUUGAACAAAUGACGCGCCUCCGCCCGCGCACCGAAUAAAUAGCUCUUCCUCGAGUAACUACGACUAGAACAAUAAUGUCUUUUUCCGAAACCUCUUCUAAUUCCGAGACGCGCGCGCACGCAACCGAGACGUGCGCAGAAGAUGAUGUUGAUAGAAUAGUUGAUUUACAUCUAUUAUACUAUAUCCGUGCGUUCUCCGCGACGAGAGAACGCCGACAAUGUGCCAGAAAACAAAGUACUAUUUAUUAUCCAUAUACAUAACAUAUUGAGAAAAAGUUAUAUAUACUAUAUGCAUAUAUAUUAUAUAUAUAGACAAAUUUAUCUGUAGAAGCUGGACAGGGAUCCCAUAGAUUCCAGCGGCGUAAAUAAAUCGCGGAGGUGUAUUUGUUAAAGAGAUUUCCACGGAGUAUUUUUCGCUGACAAACUUCGCUUGUGAGCGCCUCGCGCGAUUUAGAGCCGAUUUCAUUUUAAAAGAGCUCAAGUAUAACUUUUUAAUUACGAGCGACUAAAUUAAAAGCGGAAAACGAAACUGAUUUUUCCUCUUAAAUGCACGUAAACUAUACAUGUUUUGAAUUAGAAUUUAUUUUAGUUUCAGAUUUAGUCGGUUAAGAUAUUUAGAAAUUGCAAAAAAAAACGAGAAAAAGUGGCGAAAACAAAUUCGCGUUACGGAGAAACAUCGACCUUGAAUUCUUCGAGGCAUUUGUGAGCGAAGUUUGCGCUCGCCCAGAGGAACGUAGUACACGCUCUUCUGCUUCACUUGUACUCAAGUCGCCUCCGACAAUGUCCGAGCGUACAGCGAUCUUUAUCAGUUGUUGACUAUAAUAAUUGUUAUUGCAUAUGGCAAAGCUAUAAAUUUUAUGAUUCGAUUGAUGCGAUGUAAAGAGGCGACGGUAGCUCCGAAAUGUUGCGGCAACAACACAUCGGAAUCUCGAUACCAUUCUUUCGCUGUUGACUACCGAGUCCGAUUAUUGCCUUUAAAAAACGCUGCUCGGAAGAAUCGCAUUAAGGGGAUAUCGGAGAGAAUCGAGUACUCGGCGAAACGGCGCUCGGACGAUCGAGCGGUUUUCUCUGUCGCGUCCGCGGAGACGAUGAGCGCGCUUCUCUCUGUGGGAUCUCUGUCGCUUGUCUAGUAGGAGAGAAAAGAAAAUAUUCUUCUAUGUGCCGUACUUAUAUCGAUAAUAAUGUUUAUACUUGUGUCAGUCUCAGUGUCAAUCCUCAACCGUUUAACAGUUGCGACGCGGAUCAUCUCUGUAGAUCUCUCUUCUGCAUUUACUUGUCUCUCCCCCGAAUUUACCUUCUUCCACACGUUCGGAACACCAUCUCGUCCAUCGAUCUCCGUGCAUUAUCGUGUCCUUAAGCACCGACGUGCACCUCUGCGACGAGUUGAGUGCGGCAGAGUGCAUUUAUAAUAUUGUUAAUUAUUGCAUUGAAUCUCAGGAGCCAAGUAUCUCAGAAAUUCGACUCGUUUAUUUUAAUAAUCGUAAUUAAUCAGAAUUUAAGAACAAUAUAAAUUUUCGUAUAAAAUUGUCUGAUUUUAAUUUGAUUGGCUUGAUAACUGACAUUUUGUAGAAAAUUGUUUACUUUGUCUACAAAAACAUAACGUAACGAGUUUUAUAGAGAUUUCUUCUCGCAUCACGAGUGCUUAAGAACGUUCCCCGUUCGUCGAACGUUUCACACCUGUACGUAGGAUUAAUCCAGUUUUCUUUAUCAUUAACGUAUUGUUAAGACUAUCGAAAGCCAGCGCUCGGUCGCUCGGAACUGACGCGACUGAUCAGUCUGGCGAUCACUCGCGUCCCUUCCGUCGAGAUCGUGCUCGAAGGAACAAAACUCUCUGUACCUUGUAAAAAAAACUGUUUUUCCCGCGACGGUUGUUAAGUCGAGCGUGAUUGUCGUCGAUCGACAAGCGAGAUAGAUACUUUUGUACGUCGCGCCGAUGAAAGGGAGGUCGCGGUCUAAGAAGGAACGUAGGACCGAGAUGCGCUAUAUAGCACAAAUAAGAUCGUUAUUUGAUUAUCUAUACGUUACGUUUAUGUAAUAUAUCUUGCGCGUUGUUAUAAUCCAAACCAGUGUGAACGCCGGACUGUCCAGCUGCGUGCCAGAUAUUCCGUAUUUUUUCUCGACUGCGAGGACUCUUCUUGAGAGUGAAUCUAUUUCUUAUAUUAUUAAAUGUGAAUGCUGAUUCGCCCUCUGUUCCUCUCGUUUCAUCACAAUUUCUAAUUACUUGUUCUUAUCAAUGUAAAUUUGACGUUAUUUAUAAUCGAUUAUUAAUGUAUAAUUAAUGUUACCGAUGGUAAGGUAUUCUGUUAAUGUAACUGCUUUCUAGUUGAGCAACGUUAAGGCUCGGCGCUGACGUUCGACGCCACGUUAUUUAAUAUUGUCGAUCGGAGAUUGCGAGUUAGGAGUAUCAGCGAUCUGUUGUGAUAAUUGAAAAUCCUGUUGAAAUCGAGAAAGCCGGAUUUCUCGAACCUUGUUCAGCCAGCGAGGAAGAAAUGCCGAGAAUCUGACACGGAGCGUUAAGUAAUAUAUUGUUGUUGCUAAGUUAGUGUCUGUAUUUGUAUCUUUGUUCUUCAAGUCGGUGUUACGUACGAUUAAGGAUUUUACAGUAAGUUCGCGGUUGUGUAUCGUCUCGCCGCUUCGUAUUUCGAUUUUCCGCAUUGAGAAAGUGUUAGUAGAAUAAUGCGUACAGCUAGUCAAACGCGAUAGACAGACCUUACGAUUAGUGCUCUUCGCCGAUUUAUGUUCGACGGGGGCCUCUCCGUCAGUUUUUGCAUUUUGCGUAUCUCUAUCGAUGUCGCCACGACGAAUCUUUCAGCUUCCGAUCGAACAUUCAGAGCUUUCCAAGUAGUCUUGUUUUUCUUUCUUUUAAUUUAUAUUAAUAUCCACGCGAGAUUAGUUUUUCUUGUAUUAGCAUUAAGCUCGUUCUUAUUUCGUCUCCCGACGAUUGUUGCUGCAUUUGAUUCUGUAGGCACGAGAGAACAUCGGGUUGAUCAAAAAGUUCGUCCACUUAUUGUUCCCCGAGAUGAUUGUCAGGUUUAAAAGGGGAAGAACGAAAUUUUUGAUCGACCUAAUAGUUAUUGCUAAGAGCUGCGCUGAAGGAACGAGGUAACAUGUGUUGGCCGACGGAAGAGUUUCCAAUUUCAUGGACCACGAGCACAUGUAUUGUACUCUUUUCUACUAUUCUAACUAAACAGACUGACUACCUUUUGGAUAACUAUUACAUGUUUAACGACGCUUCGGAACGAGGCGGGUUUGGAUCACAAUCGGCGGCAGCGAUUUCCGCGCGUAAUUCUUGAUACUUGCAUUUUUAAGAUAAAAGUACAAUUCGAGUGUGCGUUCUACACUUUGCGUUUUGAUUUGUAUUUGUAUUCGACAGCCCUAGUGAUGUUGUAAUUAUCAAUCUGUGUGAAGCUGUUGCUCGAAUGACUCAUCUAAAAAUGAGUAGAUUUACUCUUCUCAUUGUAAUGAAUCUCCUCGUUUUAAAAGGUAUUUCUUGUUUUAUCUGAUGUUCUCGUAUUUUUUCGAAGAGUUCAGCAUUCAAGUCGGAAUUACUCAUUACUUUUAAAAGACAUUUGUUAUUUUAUCUGAUUUUCUUAUAUUUUUUCGAAGAGUUCAGCAUUACUCAUUAUUCUUCCGGGCGAUAACUGGAAGAAUUGUUGGCACGUCGCCUUCUGGAUCAUCAGUCGUUACUGGGACGAUCCAAAUCCGCUUUGCAAAGUGAGCGGCGCUCGCUAUCGUUACGGGAUGAUUGUCUAAGAUCGAACGCGUGACUGCAACUCCAAGUUGUACCCAUGAGUGUAUAUACAAUAAGCGACUAAUUAUGCGUAUAUAAGCGGACCCUCAAGAAAGCAAUCAAAGUGGUCGUACCUUUUACUUGCGAUGUGUUUGUUUGUGCUCUUAAUUUCUUGUUUUCCGUUCUCGCUCGAUUUUAUGGAGCUCGUAGAAUGAGCUCGAGACUUGUUUUCGUGCCAGGAUGUAUGUAUUUUUUAUCGUUUUCUUUUUUGCGAUGAUUCGAUGACCUUGGUCGCUGCGUUCUGCGACGCUUGCUUUUGUCUUGGACCUUUGGAGAUUUGCUCCGCGGUCGCGGUACAACCACUUCGUUAGCCACAGCGUUCAUCAGGCGCGUUCCCGCGUUUAUUAAAAUAAUUUAAUAGUUCAUAACGGAUCGAUGUACAAAGAAAUGCGUUCUCGCCGGACGUCGUCUUCUGGUAUACAAUUACUAUGCAUUUUGAAUAUGUUAGCGACAGAUGUCUGAACCUUUACCGAGAAGUCUUAGUUGGUUGUGCAGCAAUAAAUAAAUUAAUAUUUACGU